Molecule: messenger RNA, 869 nt
Organism: Lecanosticta acicola
Lineage: Eukaryota; Fungi; Ascomycota; Dothideomycetes; Mycosphaerellales; Mycosphaerellaceae
Source: the annotation of a GenBank genome assembly
AUGGCCGAAGAACAGACUCCCGGGCCCGAACACCAAACACCGAGUCUACCUGCGUCGCCCUUGCCGAAGCGGACCAAAUUCUCUGAGCCAGCACCCAACCUUACAGUCGCUUGUGAGUUUCCACAUAUCCGUAUUGGGACAUCACUGACAGGCCGAAAGCCAUUCUGAACGAUCAGGCACCCACUCCUACACCCGAGACCGCCUCGAUACCGAAUGCGCUGUCCGAGAUGUCUGCAAACGUGCCGGCUACAAGCUUCAACCCACCACCGCCAAGUAGCUUCCUCCCCUCCAUGCCGCCAAUGCCCUUGGAGCCGCCUCCACCAGCGCUGCAAGUCAAGCUUCUCUCCGAGACUGCGAAAGCGCCAACACGUGGCUCGGCUCACGCUGCGGGCUACGAUCUGUACGCCUCGAAAGAAGCCGUUGUGCCAGCAAGAGGGAAGGUACUCGUAGACACAGACAUCAGCAUUGCGGUCCCGGCCAACACAUAUGGAAGAGUCGCUCCUCGCAGCGGUCUUGCAAGCAAGCACAGCAUUGAUACGGGCGCUGGUGUGAUUGAUGCGGACUAUAGGGGACCUGUCAAGGUGCUCCUGUUCAAUUUGAGCGAUGUGGACUUCCAGGUUGCUGUUGGGGAGAGAGUCGCACAGUUGAUUGUAGAGAGAGUAAGCUGGAUCACACGAGGCCGCCACUAACAAACAAUUGAGCUAAUGUGAUGUUAGAUCUACACUCCAGAAGUCCUUGUCGUGGACCAGCUAGAGGAGACGGUUCGCGGUGCUGGAGGCUUUGGCUCUACUGGUGGCUUCGGCGGCACUCUUCCUAACAUUGCUGCCAAUGGCAAGCCAUUGGCAGCUUCUUGGGCUCCUGCGCCCUGA